GGAGAGAAAGGAGGCCUUGUCUCCGUUGGGUACGGCGACGAUGACUUCACCCGCCUGGAUGGGGACGAGGAUGGGUACGAGGAGGAGGACGAUGAGAACAGCAGGCAGUCCGAAGAUGACGAUUCAGAGACUGAAAAACCUGAGGCUGGUGACCUAAAGGAAUUCUCAGAACUGGAGAAAAGAGAUCCCCAGGAGCUAGUUGCCUCUUUUUCAGAGAGAGUGCGGAACAUGUCUCCUGACGAGAUCAAAAUCCCACCUGAGCCUCCUGGCAGAUGCUCUAACCACUUACAGGAUAAAAUUCAAAAACUGUACGAGAGGAAAAUAAAAGAGGGCAUGGAUAUGAAUUAUAUCAUUCAAAGGAAAAAGGAGUUCCGCAACCCCAGCAUAUAUGAAAAACUGAUCCAAUUUUGUUCAAUUGAUGAACUUGGUACAAAUUAUCCAAAGGACAUGUUUGAUCCUCAUGGUUGGUCAGAAGACUCAUAUUAUGAGGCGCUAGCUAAAGCACAGAAGAUUGAAAUGGACAAACUGGAGAAGGCCAAGAAGGAGCGCACAAAGAUUGAAUUUGUGACUGGCACUAAAAAGGGAACAACGACAAGUGCUGCCUCUACGACAACCACAACAGCCAGUACCACUGUGGGAGAUGCACAGAAGAGGAAGAGCAAGUGGGACUCUGCCAUCCCUGUAACGACGAUAGCUCAGCCCACCAUCCUUACCACGACUGCGACGCUACCAGGUGUUGUCACAGUGACAACCAGCGCGAGUGGAUCCAAAACUACGGUCAUCUCUGCUGUUGGCACCAUUGUGAAAAAGGCAAAGCAGUGACUAGCGUGCUGGGGCCUGGAUUUUAGACUGAAUUGUCAUUGAAGCCAUUGCCCUCAAAAGGGAGGGCUAGCUUUCACCUUUGGUAAAAGAUGACAAGACUUUGGAACAGACCACAGUUCCCAUCUGAAAGAAUGGGGGCAGGAGCAGGCAUGCCAGCUGUGUGCCCACGGGAAUGGACCUCUGCCGAAAAUGCCGCUGUCUUUUCUUGCUGCAGGAAGAACCACAGUCUGCCUGUGUUGUGCUGGAGGAAGGUGGUAUGCGAAGUCAGCUUGUAAAAGUUAGCUUAUUAAAUGGCUGCCUUCUUCAGACUUGAAGGUUCUUACCCUACUUGUAAGUCUCUGUCCUUUUUUUUUUUUUUCCUCCUUUUUUUUUUUUAAAGCAAGCAGUGAGGGAAGGUCAGUAUUAUUCUUGCAUAUUCCAGGUCCUCCUCAAAGGCUGCUGCUUGUCAUACGUGCUCCUUCACAUGCACUAAGAAUGGAGAGCACUAAAGCAGAGACAAUUGGUCAGUGUCCGUGUUCAAAUGUGCAGCAGAGAUUUGAGAAGCGAUCUACAUCUAUGAAUGUGCGCUCAUUCUUUGUUAUAGUACUGACGUCUGUACCUGUGUGCAUAUCUAUGUAAGUCUUAGUGACCCUGUGUUAAAUAGCUGAAAUAAUGAGGAAACUAUACUGAAAUAGUCCUGUCAGCAUCCUGCAGGGAUGGAGAUUUCUAUGCAAAGCCAGUAAGCUGUAGAGGUCUAAUUUGUGAACUCAUUUGCAAAGAUCUGUGCAGAGAACUCUUCUGUUGGCGUGGAACGAGAUCGGACAGCAGGUAAUCAGAGGGUAGGUGAUCUUGACUGCGUUCUUGCCUCUCUCUGUAGCCGAUAGUGAAGUACCAUGAAAUGCACGCGCAGCGGUUACUGCUUGCUCCACUGUUGUGAAAAUAUUUUCAUUUCAAAAUUUUAUUGUAUAAAUCUUCGUACUUGUGUUGCAAAAAAUUGUUAUAAAAAUGAAAAAGUCUUAAAAAAAAAAAUUCUAAUGUCAUUUAUGUCUCUUUGCAUUUCUCAUUUUGGCCAAGGAGAAUCAGAAUCAGAUUGCUUUUUGGUAACAAAUAUUACUAGAUGAGUAUUUAAUGGGAGUGGAGCACAAUGUUUUUUCCCCCCAUAGUGUUUUUUUUUUUUUUAAUAUCAAGCUUCUUGCAAAAAUUUUGGGCAUUAACCUGAUUGUCUUUGGAAAUACUUCUUUCUUUUUGUUUUAGAUUGUGUUCUAGAACAGUUAAUAACUCAGUUGUUCUUGAUGCUAUUUUUUUAAACCUGUUCCAGCAUCUUAAAUUUCUUCAGUAGUGUUAGCACCAAGACACUUCACACAAUCCUCUUCAUCUAUAGAGGGCAGUCCCUUAAAAAGGAGCGGAGUUGCCAUUGGUAAAGUGGUUUGUCCACAGUUUUGAGGUGGGUGGGAGCAAUAACUUGAGUGGCUCCAUUUGUUUAGAGGAAUAGCUGCUAACCUGGAUUUUUCUUCCCCAGUGGUCGCUUCAGGUGCUUUAAGUACAGUCUUCAGUUCUUCAUUAGAUCAUGAUUUAAGUCUCUUAGAAUUCAAUGUUAUGUUUUCAUAACAGUGAUCUAAAACUUAUAAAUAUGAAAACUUAAGGAAGGAAAUAGAGGAGUUUUCCUGCUUUCAAAGAAUCUUAAAACAUGUUAAGCACUUUGUCCUGACUAUCGUUUUAGCUUUAAAAAUGAGCUGUGUAUCCAAGAAUGCUCAUGGAGCGGGGGAAAACCAGGGAGUACAUGAGACUGUAGGCAUGGGAAAUUGGGGAGAAGGUGGAAUUCUUUUUAAAGUAAUGAAAAUUAAGGGCAUGAAAACAGCAAGAUAAAAGUAUCUUUCUGUUUACCUGCCAAAGUAACUCUGCAUCAGGCUGCUGACUUGAUUCCCACAAACUUGUAAUGGAUGCCGUUAACUCCAUCUUCCUCAUGUAGAAGAUGGUAACAUCUCCCUUGGCUGAGGGGCAUCCUCUGUUUUUGGUUCAGUAACAUGCUCUAUAGAGGAUGGCACACUCCACCUUAUAUUUAAGGGUUUCUUUCCCUUGCCGUGAGGAACAGGGUUUGUAAAGUUUUCAUGGGCUUCUUUUAAGGGCGAGCAAUUUACUGAUGGUGGGAAAUACAAGCCAUUAGGUAGUGUUACAGCCCUGUAACAUUACUUUCUCUGCUUCCUAGAACAUCUCGUACAAGUUUAAAACUUGUGUGGCAUAAACAUCUAUUUUUAAAUUGUGCUGAACAACAUGUGGAUGAAGGUACAACGCAAACUGCAGUAAGGCAGGCACUGGCUGCUGCAGUUUCUACCUCCCAGACUGUAGAUUCAUGACAAACUUUGGGCACUUGUGAUUCUCCAGCAGCAGAGGCAGCUGGAGCGCUGGAAGGAUCACUGCAAUUGUUCAGUCCUGUGAAUAUGGGUGGGAGGAGUGUCUUGGCUUCUAGAAAAGCAAACACUCCUCUGAUUAAUAUCCUUAACGUGUAUGCUGUGAACGAGUCUGUCAGAGGCUGAGUGAGAUUAAAUAUCUCAUUGGAACGUGUGCCAGUACACAGAGAAAUGCAGCCUAGUACCAGAGGUACCAGUCAGUCUUGUGCAUCCGCUUCCUCUUCCUUAUCGUUAACUGUAAUUAGUGGGAAACACUGAAUGUGGGAGCCUGCUGAAACAACGUGAACUUAAGCAAAGUUAUAUAUUAAGCCUAAACAUCAGUGUAAUAUAUAAUGGAAAAGAUUUUGUGCCUUUUGUAAGAGCUGACCAUCUUUUGCCAUUUUGUCUUGUAAGUCCUUGUCACGUUGGAUCAGAAGUGGUGACUGUCUCCUAGCAGCUGGAAAACCUUGCAGGGUGGUCUCUUCUAGACUGCUCACGUUCUCGUGAUGUGAAAUUCCUUCCUGACCUCUGUGUCUGCUCGGUUUCUCAAUUCCGUUGGCAAUUUGGAAAGACCAUAUUCAAUGCAAGUGAAUAUAUGAAUCUAAUUGAUAAUGUGAUGAGAGUCUUGAUUCUAACCUGAAAUAAAUGUGCCUGGUUAACUAA
Messenger RNA from Struthio camelus australis, 3851 nucleotides. The record is from RefSeq and is a predicted model, not a curated record. NCBI's taxonomy places the organism in Eukaryota, Metazoa, Chordata, Aves, Struthioniformes, Struthionidae.